AUGGCUUCCCGGCUUAUCUGGAUGAGUUCUGAAGCCGAGAUGGAUGUUCAGGCGGCUUGUUCGAUUAUCUGGCUCUAUCAGAUACGCGUGUAUCAAGUCUAUUCAAAGGAGAGCAUAGAUGCCACUGGCCCGUUCAAUAUCUUCCUGGACACUCUGGUAGGCUCCAACUCUCAAUUCGCUUCAUGGAUCGCUGCGUUGGCCAGGACAGCUCGUACUUGCGGUGGAGUACCGCUGAGCAACGUCAUUUCACCCUCUUGCGGCCAAGUUGAAGGCGAUGGCCCUAAAUCAUACCAGGAAAGACAAUGUCAAGAGUGGAUUAAGUUGGCAUUACAGGGUGUUAGUGUCCUGAUUGCAUCAGGAGACUCCGGAGUUGCAAAUAUGGUUGAUGGAAACAACCAAUGUCUCGAUGCCAGUGGCAAAGUGAUAGCAGCGGGAAUGGCAAGCGUUUCUCUCCCGGAUUUCCCUCAAACUGUCCCUAUGUCACGGUUGUCGGCGCAACAACACUACGCGAUGGAACCAUAGCCAGCGGAGAAAUGGCAGUCACAGGUAUCAUUGGC
Bipolaris sorokiniana ND90Pr is the source of this 557-nucleotide messenger RNA. RefSeq lists its product as uncharacterized. NCBI's taxonomy places the organism in Eukaryota, Fungi, Ascomycota, Dothideomycetes, Pleosporales, Pleosporaceae. Bases 1 to 522 code for a protein of 173 amino acids. The record is from RefSeq and is a predicted model, not a curated record. The transcript has 4 exons. Gene Ontology annotation, molecular function: tripeptidyl-peptidase activity; serine-type endopeptidase activity. Gene Ontology annotation, biological process: proteolysis.